This is a messenger RNA of Wallemia mellicola CBS 633.66, 5253 nucleotides long. RefSeq names its product actin-like ATPase domain-containing protein. The coding region runs from base 2694 to 5213 and encodes 839 amino acids. Gene Ontology annotation, cellular component: endoplasmic reticulum chaperone complex. Gene Ontology annotation, molecular function: ATP-dependent protein folding chaperone; ATP binding. The record is from RefSeq and is a predicted model, not a curated record. The transcript is spliced from 5 exons. Gene Ontology annotation, biological process: negative regulation of hypoxia-induced intrinsic apoptotic signaling pathway; endoplasmic reticulum unfolded protein response; cellular response to hypoxia. NCBI's taxonomy places the organism in Eukaryota, Fungi, Basidiomycota, Wallemiomycetes, Wallemiales, Wallemiaceae.
CCCUUGAUGACUUAUCUCGAUGAUCAGAUAAAGAAUCUCGGAUUGGACGACGCAGAUGAACGGGAAUUGGUAAUCGUGUACUCCACGGAGACGGGGAAUGCACAGGACAUAGCUGAGCGGCUGCACAGAGAAGCCGAACGCUGGCGCUGGAUGGUGCAUGUCUACGAUGUAGAGGAUUUUGAUGUGAACACUCUCCUUAACUCCCCCAUCGUCAUUUUCGUCGUUUCCACAACCGGGAACGGAGAACACAACAAGUCAUUCCGUCCUCUCUGGCGUCUACUACUAAAUAGCACGCUUCCGGCUGACCUUUUAGAAGAUCUCACUUUCGCUGUAUUCGGUCUGGGAGAUUCUGGCUAUGCGAGGUUCAAUUGGGCUGCGAAAUCACUCAGCAGACGCUUGCAGAGUUUGGGCGCACAGAUGCUUGUCCCGCGCGGAGAUGGCGAUGAAAGACAUUACAUGGGCUUCGAUGGGGUGUUCCUCCCAUGGUCGAAAGGUCUCUUUGAGGCCUUGCAAGUUGUUUGUCCACUCAGAGAUGGUUUAGAACGUCUUCCAGAUGACUACUUGCCUGCACCGCGAGUGGGAUUACGUUUCUUGCCAGGUGAAGAAGCACAAGUGAAGGAUGACAAGCCGACAGCUGUUGAAGGUAGCCAUCAAUGCACACUCAGGCGCAGCGACAGGAUAACAAGCGAAGAGUGGUGGCAAGAUGUUCGCCACAUUAUUCUUGACAAACCUCCUUCGCUCACAUACGACGCUGGGGAUGUUGCAGUUCUCACGCCAUCCAACAAUCCAGAUGCAGUCGACGAGCUCAUUCGUUUGCUUAGAUGGGAAACCCACGCUGAUACACCUCUGAAGCUAACUGGUACUGUCCCACACCGGCUACAAGAAUACAUCAAUCGUCCAACGACAAUCCGGUCAUUACUCACAUACUCUUUAUCGCCAUUCAGUGUACCCCGUACGACAUUUUUUGAAUUCCUCGCCCAUUUCACUAGCAAUAAUCUCGAAAAGGACCGCCUGAGGGAAUUUCUCAGUGUCGAGGGUGCUGACGAUUUGUUCGAAUAUUGCACACGCGUGCGAAGGACAGCUGCUGAAGUACUGGCUGAUUUCAAGAGUGUACGCGUACCUGUGGAAUACAUUCUCGAUGUAUUUAGCGUUAUGCGCCCUCGUAAAUUCAGUAUUGCUGGUUUACAUCCCACUAAAAUUGAGCUUUGCGUCGCACUAGUGAAGUACAAGACGAAAUUGGUCAAACCCCGUCAAGGCGUUUGUAGCACAUGGAUAGAGAGCCUCGCUGAAGGUGCUACCAUCGACAUAUCUGUCGAGGAGGGCACAAUUCAUGCGCCGAAGGACCCCAACAAGCCACUUCUGCUCGUCGGUCCAGGUACUGGCGUAGCACCUAUGCGUGCACUAGUACAGAAAAGAAAAGCUAUGGGCGCAUCCCACACAGCACUCUACUUUGGAUGCAGAAUGUCAGCCAUGGAUGAGCUCUACGCUGAGGAAUUCAACAAGAGCGACGAACUGGUCUAUAAAAUUGCACACAGUCGUGACGACAAAGAGGGAAAUAAAGAAUAUGUACAGCAUAUCCUUCAGAAAGAUGGUAAGAGGGUGUAUAAUUGGCUCAUCGAACGUGCCGGAUACCUUUUUAUAAGUGGUAGUUCAGGCCAGAUGCCGAAAGCUGUUAAGAAGGCCAUUGGAUCAAUCAUAGAGCGUUUAGAGAAUAUACCAAAUGAGACAGCAAUGCAUACAGUUGAGCAACUCGAAAAACAGGGCAGAAUCGUAGAAGAAUGCUGGUAACUUUAUAGAAAAUGUAUAAAAUAAUUAUAAUGCAAUGCAUAAUGUACAAACAAAGGAUGUUACAGUGAUUCCCUCAAACUGGAUGGUUGGAAUGGAGCAUGUGAGUGUGUCUGUAAGCUUCCAGUGAAUUUCUGCAGCGUCUUGGCUGGAAAGACGCUAUUGCAAGUUGAACAUCGCUGUGGUGGCUGGCAGAAGAUACUAAGACAGACGGAGCAUAUGUAAGCAAUGUCUACUAUGCGUUUGUGGCAGAAGCAGGCGGCCCGGAAGUCAACCUUAUCGGAGCGAGGCUGGACUAAGCGAGCUCUGAGCGGCUGAGACGGAAGGAAAGCCAUAAUGAGGUACUGCACCAGGCUUUCUGGGUCUGUGGCUUGUAUGAAGUUGCCUCCAGUCAGGUGCGCGGCCUGCUGUAGGAAAAUAGUGUUGCAGUUGUAUAUUUGUACUACGUCUAUGACAAUUUUGCUUUUCUGGGCUGCGAAGAUGCUGUUCAUCAAGCUGACGUACUCUGGAGGUACGUCGUCUGAUGCCGCAACGACGAGAAUCCGGAAAGUCGACUUUGACUCUUGUACGAUUUUCCUAUUUACGUGGCAGAGAGACUGAGCGAGUGUGCUGGCAAGCGUACUCGAGGCAGUACUAACAUCAUUCCUGCAUCCAACGUAAUAGUUAUUGACGUAUCGUAUAAAGCGCUCGCUGAUAUCCCCAAAGCCGAUAUCAUCCUCCUGGGUAUCUAACAAAAUGCUAGUGUUGAUGUGUAUAGACGCGCUAUUUAGGUCAGAAUUAGACAAAUGGGCAUUGAUAAAAACUAAAAGCUGCUUUAUAACGUUCAAAUUUAGAUUUUUAUUUUUUAUAUCUGCCACCAAACUCAGAUGGUUAGCUGACAUGACAGUAGCUUUCUAAGUUAUACGUCGAUGAGAGUGUCUAUCAUUUUACUCGCGAUAGUCGCUAGCGUCUACGCAGCUAUUCUAAGCUUAGACCUCGGUAGCGACUCUAUUAAAAUUGGCCUCAUCGGUUCCGGAAAUCUCGAUGUUGUGCUGGAUAAGGACAGCUCACGGAAGUUGCAAUCCACCGUCGGAUUUAAGAAUACAGAGAGGCUCUUCGGUAAACAAGCUUUGCAGAAUAGUAAUAGAAACCCUGAAAGCAGCUUCUCUAACCUCAAACUGCUUCUCGGGAAGUCAGAGCAUUCUGACUCCUUUUCUCGCUGGAACAGCAUAUGGAGCGCCGCAAAAUGGUCACCAACUGAUAGAGGUACUCUGGCUCUACACACACCUACAGACAGCUUCACUGUCGAAGAACUACUCGCGAUGCAGUUUCAAUAUGCCAAGCAACUUGCCGAAAAUGAAGCAGGAGAAGCUAUCAAGGAUGUAGUAUUAGCUCUCCCACCUUACUAUUCCAGCUACGAACGUCAAGCAAUUCUCGACGCUGUCAACCUCUCGUCAUUACAACCAAUUGCUCUCAUCAACGAUGGUACUGCCGUAGCAGUAAAUUACGCGAUGACACGCGCUUUCGAUGCCACUCCUUCGAGCUAUAUUAUCUAUGACGCAGGUGCAUCCUCGUUAUCGGCAACUUUGUUAGAGAUUAGCUCAGUAGCACCACCAAAGAAGCGCUUUGGCAACAACCAGAAUACAACAGUUAUUAACGUCAUCGGUACUGCCUACGAUAGUGGUGUCGGUGGUGUAGACCUCGACCACCGUCUUCGUGAAAUUCUCGCAAACGCAUUCGAAAAACAACACAAGUUGGAUAAAUCGUGGAGAGAGAACAAGCGUGCAUGGAACAAGUUACUCGUUGAAGCUGGUCGUGUGAAGCACAUUCUCAGCGCUAACACUGAAGCACAAUCUACGAUUGAGGGUCUUCAUGAUGAGUUAGACUUCAAAACCAAAGUUAGCAGGGAUGAAUUUAAGGCAGCUAUAAGCGAAUACGAACACAGAUGGUCAGCCCCAAUCGGUGAGGUUCUCAAGAAGACAGGACGGGAUAUCAACUCCGUCAACUCGGUCAUUCUCACCGGAGGUGCUUCCCGCAUUCCAGUCAUUCAAUCCCAUGUCAGAAGUGACGUUGGUGAUGAAAAGAUCAGCACUUCGGUUAAUGCUGACGAGAGUGCCGUCCUCGGUGCCGCAUUCUACGGUGCGACAUUCAGCAAGUCUUUCCGCACCAAACCGUUUGUUGUUAAUGAUGCUAGUGACUUCUCAAUGGAGGCUCUCGAAAAUGGCUCCACUACACCUUUAUGGAUUGAAGGUGAUUCCUUGCCAGUUAAUAAAACACUCGUUUUGCCUCCAAAAGACACAGAGGUUAUUGUGCAAUACACAGCAAAUUCUGUACCAGCUGACCAAAAAGCACCAUAUAUGCAACUCACAUUGAAAGGUGUCGAAGAAGCUCUUCAGGAUAUCAACUUGAGUUACGACGAAGCAAUCGCAUCUCAAGUCAGAGCUGAAUUGACAGUUGAACAAACUGCGUUUUCGUUGGUAUUCCCAGUCGGUGCAGACUUGGUCGUACCUGCUCCAGCUUCGAGCGAGGGUUUGACCGGUAAGUUGAAGGAGUGGUUCAGCGGUAACGCAAAUGCAACAACAGAGCAAGCUUCACCACCAGAAGAGAAGAGAAUCAAACUCGAUAUUAGUAGCUUGCCAGUCUCACUCCACCCAAUGACAGUCGACGCGAAAGGUGCAUCAAUUGAAAAGCUUACAAAGUUGAACUAUGCAGAAAAAUUGAAAGCACUCCGUGAAGAAUCCUUCAAUGGUUUAGAGAGUAGAUUAUAUGUCUUGAAAGACGUUCUCGCGAAUGAUGAGGAGAAAUUUGGUGCAUUCCACAAUGUUACACAAGCGCAUGAAUUGGAGGAACUCAAAAAAGCUCACAGUGAAGCUCUCGAAUGGGUAGAUAGCGAGGGAUGGUCAGCCACUCUCGAGCAAAUCCAAGAAGUCGCCAGCAAGAUAUCAUCUCUCGAAACCCCAAUCAAGGAGCGUCUGAAGAAGCAACAAGUGAAGGCAGCUGCUUUGGGAGAUUUGCAAAAGGCUUUGUUUGCUGGAAGGACCUUCCUCCAACAGGCACGCAAAAACCUCACGACGACUGAUGAGUCGAGGUACACAUUCAAGGAGAUUGAUGACUUCGAAGCACACCUCUUCAAGACAGAAAACUGGCUGAGACCAUUAAUGCGCAAAGAUGAGGCUGCAAAGCCAUGGGAGGAGGGUGCGUAUAAUGCGUCUGAGCUCGAAAAGGCAGGAAGAAGCGUGCAGGAUAUCUUUAUGGAAUUGACAAACAGAAAGCCAGCGAAGAAGACGUCGACUGAGAGUGCAAGCUCGACGCCAACUUCCAGCGCGACCGAAAAGUCCACCACAUCGGAAAGUGCGACAAGCAGCUCGACCGAAGAAGAAAAAACAAGCACGAAGGAGGCAGAGAAGGGUGAAGAAACACAUGAUAAGCACAGACAUGAAGAACUUUGAUCUAAUAUAUAUAUAUAUGCAUUAUUUAAUUAAACGUCGG